This is a messenger RNA of Racocetra persica, 590 nucleotides long. The record is from the annotation of a GenBank genome assembly. NCBI's taxonomy places the organism in Eukaryota, Fungi, Glomeromycota, Glomeromycetes, Diversisporales, Gigasporaceae.
AUGGUACGAGAUCAACAAAAAAUUAACUUAAAUCCUUCUCUGGAGUCAUAUAAACCAUCUCCGGGUUACUUAUUGGGAAUUAGGCUUUUUGAAGCUUUAUCCAGUCUAGCAAUCGUAAUUACACUUGCUAUUACCACAGCUUAUCAUAAGAUACUAUUUGAUUAUGGAAUUAAUUACGAUUCAUCUAGAUUCAGACAAGGUUCUUUAAGGGCAACAAAUGGUACCGACGUUGAAUUAAACGUGCAGGAUGGCGCUGCGGAUUAUGAUAAUUAUGAUGGGGUCAUGCCAUGGUUAAUUUUUGGAUUGGUACUUUCAGUGAUAGGUUUUGUAAUUUCUACAGGCUUUAUGUUUGACCGUGGGCUUAAACUCGCAUUAGUACAAGCAUUGACUUCAAUUAUUUUAUGUGCGGGUUUUGUGGUUUACAUUGUAAUUGGAGCUUUAAACACUCCAUAUUGGAUAGACUACAAGAAAGCUUGUUUUACCAUGCCCUCUCAUAAAACAUUCAGGAUCAAGCGUGUCCUUGGAAAGAAACAAAAACAGAAUCGUCCUAUUCCUCAAUGGAUCCGUCUUCGUACUGGAAAUACGAUUAG